AUGGCUCCUAUAGAAUAUUUGUUGUUCGAAGAACCCACUGGUUACGGUAUCUUCAAGGUGAAGUUACAACAAGAUGACAUCGGUUCUCGUUUGAAAGAAGUUCAGAAGCAAAUUAAUGAUUUUGGUUCAUUUACUAAGUUGGUCGAAUUGGCUUCGUUUGUUCCCUUCAAAGGUGCUGCACAGGCCUUGGAAAACUGCAAUGAUAUUUCUGAAGGUUUGUUGUCUGAGCACUUGAAGGCUGUUUUGGAUUUGAAUCUACCAAAAGGAUCUUCGAAGAAAGCUGUCGUCUUAGCGAUUUCUGAUAAGAAUUUGGGACCUUCUAUUAAAGAAGAAUUUCCAUAUGUUGACUGUAUUGCGAGCGAAUUGGCACAGGAUUUGAUUCGUGGUGUUAGGUUGCAUGGAUCCAAGCUUUUGAAGGACUUGCAGCCUGGUGAUUUGGAGAGAGCUCAAUUGGGUUUGGGUCACGCAUAUUCUCGUGCAAAGGUCAAGUUCUCUGUGCAAAAAAAUGAUAACCAUAUUAUUCAAGCAAUUGCGUUAUUGGAUCAAUUGGACAAGGAUAUUAAUACUUUUGCGAUGAGAGUUAAAGAAUGGUAUGGAUGGCACUUUCCCGAAUUAGCCAAGUUAGUUCCAGACAAUUAUAAGUUUGCCAAGCUAGUACUACAUAUAAGAGACAAAACAUCUUUGACCGAUGAUUCUUUGCAUGACUUGGCAGCAAUUUUAGACGACGACGCUGGAAUUGCUGAGAGAGUGAUUAGCAACGCUCGUAUCUCUAUGGGUCAAGAUUUGUCUGAAGUUGAUAUGGAUAAUGUAUGUGUGUUUGCCGAAAGGGUGGCUAACUUAGUUGACUAUAGAAAACAAUUGUAUGAUUACUUAUGCGCAAAGAUGCAUACCGUCGCUCCAAACUUGUCUGAAUUGAUCGGCGAGGUCAUUGGUGCUCGUUUAAUUUCACAUGCUGGUUCUUUAACCAACUUAUCCAAGCAAGCUGCUUCCACUGUUCAAAUUUUAGGUGCCGAGAAGGCCUUGUUCAGAGCAUUGAAGACUAAAGGUAAUACUCCAAAAUACGGUUUAAUCUACCACAGUGGUUUUAUUUCCAAAGCUAGUGCUAAGAACAAGGGUAGAAUUUCUAGAUACUUGGCUAACAAGUGUUCGAUUGCAUCUAGAAUUGACAAUUACGCUGACGACCCAACGAAUGCUUUUGGCCAAGUUCUGAAGAAGCAAGUUGAACAAAGACUCGAAUUUUACGCUACUGGGACUCCUACUUUGAAGAAUGAAGUUGCCAUUCAGGAAGCCAUCGAUUUAUUUAACAAGAACAGACCACAAGAAGAAGUUGAAGAACAUCAAGAAAGCCCAAAGGAAAAGUCUAAGAAGAGGAAGUUAGAAGAUAACAAGGAUGAAGAGAAGAAGAGAAAGAAGGAAAAGAAGGAAAAGAAGGAGAAAAAGGAUAAAAAGGAACAGAGUGAUGAGAAGGUGAAGAAAGUGAAGAAGGAUAAGAAGGAUAAAAAGGAUAAGAAAGAAAAGAAGGAUAAAAAGAAGAAAGAUUAA
Messenger RNA from Eremothecium cymbalariae DBVPG#7215, 1542 nucleotides. RefSeq names its product snoRNP complex protein NOP56 (gene NOP56). The record is from RefSeq and is a predicted model, not a curated record. The transcript has a single exon. Gene Ontology annotation, molecular function: snoRNA binding. Bases 1 to 1542 code for a protein of 513 amino acids. Gene Ontology annotation, cellular component: box C/D methylation guide snoRNP complex; small-subunit processome. Lineage: Eukaryota; Fungi; Ascomycota; Saccharomycetes; Saccharomycetales; Saccharomycetaceae.